Messenger RNA from Odontomachus brunneus, 12036 nucleotides. It is a transcript of the gene mask, whose product is annotated as ankyrin repeat domain-containing protein 17-like. Gene Ontology annotation, biological process: innate immune response. Gene Ontology annotation, molecular function: RNA binding; protein binding. The record is from RefSeq and is a predicted model, not a curated record. The coding region runs from base 384 to 9614 and encodes 3076 amino acids. Gene Ontology annotation, cellular component: cytoplasm. The transcript is spliced from 28 exons. Lineage: Eukaryota; Metazoa; Arthropoda; Insecta; Hymenoptera; Formicidae.
ACCUAAACGUGAUUCGUGUCGGAAAAUAAAAAUACGCGACUAUGCUUUCACCCGCGUUCCCGAUUUGCGUUGAUUGUCUCACGUUCGCGAUCGCCCUCUCCGGACUCGCGAUCGCGCACCGAUCAUUCCUCUGCGUGGAGCAUAGGUGCAUGCAGGACUUUCCGGAUGUAACGCGUUGAUACGUACAUACGUUAGUACGCGCGAGAGAAAGAGAGAGAGAGAGAGAGAGAGAAAGAGCGAGCGUGGCAUCUCUUCUCUCUCUUCAAUAGUAGCUUCUGAUAGUUUCACAUACACGAGCAACAAUUCGAUUUUCGACAUCUCGCUCGGUGACGCGCGCCUUCGUGAUUUAUACACAUCUCUUUGUUCGUCGAAGUCGAUCAACGAUGCCGCCGCCACCACCGCCGUCGUCACCGCCGUCACCGCCGUCGCCGCCGACGUUCCCGGUGGAGUGUUUUGCAAUUGAUCAAGUUGAGAUAGACGAAGAUCAUCCAGAAACUUCAAAAUUUCUGUUGACUCCUGAAGACCCUGAACGUUCUGUGGAUCCUGAGACUCAAGCGCGUCUCGAGGCCCUCCUCGAGGCAGCUGGUAUCGGAAAAUUGUCGUCGGGUGAUGGGAAGCACUUAGCCGACCACGAAGUGCUUCGACGUUUAACAUCUAGUGUUUCUUGUGCAUUGGAUGAAGCGGCAGCAGCAUUAACACGUAUGCGUAGUGAUAAUCCACGCACACCUAACGAAAAGCGCACUCUUAUAGAGGCGUGUACCGACGGCGACGUUGGUACCGUUAGAAAAUUGUUAACAGAAGGACGGAGUGUUCACGAAACUACCGAAGAGGGAGAGAGCUUGCUCUCCUUGGCUUGCUCAGCGGGUUACUACGAACUUGCUCAGGUUCUGUUAGCAAUGAAUGCUAACGUGGAAGACCGAGGUAUCAAAGGGGAUUGUACCCCUUUGAUGGAGGCUGCCAGUGCUGGACAUGUGGAUAUUGUGAGCUUGCUCAUUGCUCAUGGUGCCGAUGUUAACGCUCAGUCGACUUCGGGAAAUACACCUCUUAUGUAUGGAUGUGCUGGUGGACAUGAGGAAGUUGUACGUGUCCUAUUGGAAGCAGGGGCCAAUGUUGAAGAUCACAACGAGAACGGCCAUACACCUUUGAUGGAGGCAGCGAGUGCUGGGCACGUUCCAGUCGCUAAAAUCUUGCUGGAACAUGGUGCUGGUAUCAAUACUCAUUCCAAUGAAUUUAAAGAAUCGGCAUUAACAUUGGCCUGUUACAAAGGACACUUGGAGAUGGUUCGAUUUUUAUUGGAAGCUGGCGCAGAUCAGGAACAUAAGACCGAUGAGAUGCAUACAGCACUUAUGGAAGCGUCAAUGGAUGGUCAUGUAGAGGUAGCGCGCUUGCUCUUAGACUCAGGUGCCCAAGUAAAUAUGCCGACCGACAGCUUCGAGUCUCCGUUGACGUUAGCGGCUUGUGGAGGUCAUGUGGACCUCGCGAUGCUUCUAAUUGAACGCGGUGCGAACAUUGAAGAAGUUAACGACGAGGGUUACACCCCUUUAAUGGAAGCAGCACGCGAGGGCCACGAGGAAAUGGUCGCACUACUUUUAAGCCAAGGUGCAAACAUUAAUGCCCAAACUGAGGAAACUCAGGAAACGGCGCUCACAUUGGCUUGCUGCGGAGGUUUCCUUGAAGUAGCUGAUUUUCUAAUCAAAGCGGGCGCCGAUGUCGAAUUGGGAGCAUCUACCCCUCUGAUGGAAGCUGCCCAGGAAGGACAUUUAGAUCUUGUUCGAUAUUUAUUAGAGUCGACGUCAGAUGUUCACGCUCAGACGCAAACGGGAGAUACAGCAUUGACAUAUGCUUGUGAAAAUGGUCAUACCGAUGUUGCUGAUCUUUUGCUUCAAUAUGGAGCCGAUUUGGAACACGAAUCAGAGGGGGGCAGAACUCCGCUCAUGAAAGCUUGUAGGGCUGGUCAUCUGUGCACAGUUCAGUUCCUUAUUUCGAAACGUGCUGAUGUCAAUCGACAAACGACAAAUAAUGACCACACUCCUCUUUCAUUGGCGUGUGCUGGUGGUCAUAUUGCUGUAGUCGAGCUGCUUUUGGCGCAAUCAGCUAACCCAUUUCAUAAAUUGAAGGACAAUUCUACUAUGUUAAUUGAAGCAGCAAAGGGUGGCCACACUGCUGUUGUGCAACUCUUGUUGGAUUAUCCUCAUAGCAUUAUGAUGGGCGCGCCACAUAAUGCUGUAGCUGCUCCCAUGUUGUUACAACAACCACCGCAACAACAACAGCAGCAGCAACAACAACAACAACAACAACCACCACCGCAGCAGCCACAGCAGCAACAACCGUCGCAGCAUCAACAGCAUAUAAGCCAUCAGCAACACGUACCUCAUCCGCAAACAUCUGCGCAACCGCAACAACAACAUCCGCAACAGCAGCAGCAGCAGCAAACUGCGGAACAACAACAAAAUCUUCAACCUAAACACAAUACGCAAAAGUCAUUAUUAAGGAAAAAUCGAUCUGUGACUAUGAUGCCCGACAUGAGUCUUACCUCAGCGGAAGCGCAACAAGUUCGUUCGCAGCCCGCAGGAGAAUCUGUUGCUACUACUAAGGAUGAUACGAAUAUCCUCGAUAAAGGCAGCGGAGGAUUUACGAGUCUAUCAGAACCUAAUAUUAGCCUUAGCCCGACGUCAGCGUCAACGCAAGGAAUAAAUGUCAUCGAUAGUCGGAAAAGUAGACAAGAGCAAAUUCUUCAUAAGCAACAAAUACUUGAAGAACUGCAAAGGGUAGAACGUGAACUGCAAAGUAAGGCCGCAGCACACUUGUUCGCCGGUUCACGAAAUUCCAUAAUAAAUCAACCUCAGCAACCGACGCAACAGCAGGAUCCUACUGAAGCGGAAGCUUUAUUACCUGGAAUGCUAAAUAUUGAUUUGCCAGCUCAAUCCGCAACAUCUCCACAUGGCUUGGUGUGCAGUGCUACUGGUAUGUCUGGCACUUCAUUAACAUACCAAGGAACUAGCGAUGCGGCGUUGGUCUGCAGUGCUUACCUCGAUGGUAAGAUAAUGGGGCUGCAACAGUUUCAAAAGACGUUGUCCGUAGCACCGACCGCAGCGGAAACGUUUCCCACGAAUACAUUUCCCUCUUCGCCACCUCUGACACUCGCCCCGUUACCUACUACGACUGCCGUUUCGUUGGUUACUUCCAACACAUCCUCUACAACCACGCCGAGCCCACCGAGUAUCUCUACUCCUCCAACUGUCAUAGCUGUUUCCCAGCCUAUUACCGCGAGCAGCGAUGUUAGCCAGAACACUGCUAUAAGCGAUCGACCGAAAGCUAAGCCAGUGUCUAAGAAGGAAGGAAAAAACGUGCGUAAAGCAGCAAGCGGCAUGGCGGUGGCGAAAUUGCAGCAGACACAGGCGAGCCUGAUGGCCGGGCUUCAGCAGCAAUAUCAGCAGAAACAACGUCAACACACCUAUCAAGUACAACAGGUCCAUCAAUUGCAGCAACUCAAUCAGCAGUUGCAACUCCAGCUAGAUCAAGUGCAGAUACAACAGCAGCAGCAAACGCAACCUCAGCAACCUCAACAACAACAGCCCCAACAACAAACUAACGUAGUCGGUAAUAAUGCGAGUAGCAUAUUAAUGCCCACUCAGUUGAUGUCACAUUUACACCCUACACAUACUCAUCACUUGCACAACCAGCAAAUACCGCAAGAAAAUCUUCCUGAGCAAACCGAUCCCGAGUCAGCGCGAAAGUAUAGAGAAGGCGGUUGUACAUUUUUUACCGGGACACAGAAAUCGAAAACCUUCUCCGCUAACGAAAGAGUCCUGAAAUUGGAAGACGGCACGGACAUACCAAUCGAUGAUGCGUUUGAAAUUUUUCGCUCCAUCAGUUUCGACGAUGCUGUAGAUGCUACAGAAGAUCAAGAGAAGCUUGAAUUAAAAAGAUUAGAAGUAUCUGGUAAUAAAGAACAACAACAACAACAUCCGCAGCAGCAGCAGCAGCAGCAACAACAACAGCAACAGCAGCAGCAUCUGCAAACCACGCAAAUAGUUCAACAAAGCGGGAGUCCCCAUGCAUCUCAAGAAUAUUUUACUGGUCCUGUGCUGUCAGUACCAUCGGUCUCCCUACCAACCCUACCAUCGCUACAAGUGACUAGUGCUGGCGUUCAAAUAGAAGCAGACAUAUCAACUGGCUUGCAGUUAACGAGCACACAGUCCUUACAGAAUCCGGCGCUGAAGAAUCGUCUAAGAGCUUUUGAAGAAGGCUUCCGUCAAGGUAGUAUACACUUCCGCGAAUGUAUGCAGCAUAUUAGCAGUGAUACUUUCCAGCCGCAGUUGCUGCUACAGUCUUCUCCAAUAACGUUUCCCACGCAAACAUUACCACCUGUGAGCGGAACAACUGGGAUAAUAGAUAGUAUACCUCACCAGUCGAGUGGAUAUGCACAGUCUACCGCCUGCAGUACCAAUCAGGUGCAGGUCGCCACUCAGACUCAAGCGCCGGCUACUACAACCGCAGCGAACCAAGUUGUUGCACCGGACAAGAAACAAGUGUACACCGCGCCGACAACUGGCAAGGGCAAGAAAGCCAGAUAUCCGGUCUUAUCCCAGCAGCAGUCUUGCCAGCAACCACAAACUGCCAAUGCUCAACAGACUCCCAAUUUUCCCGCGCAGAACUAUCAGCUGGAUCCGGCGGCGGUUGGAGGUUACGCGACAAAUCAAGUCCCACCUACUCAAUUUUCAUGUAUGGACGUUGACUCGGAAACUGAUAGCAAUCACGAUACUGCGUUAACAUUAGCUUGCGCAGGUGGCCACGAAGAUUUAGUUGAACUUCUGCUGAGUCGUGGUGCAGAUAUAGAGCAUAGGGAUAAAAAGGGAUUUACACCUCUUAUUUUGGCUGCAACGGCUGGUCAUCAGAAAGUGGUGGAGAUACUAUUAAAUCACGGGGCGGACAUCGAAGCACAAUCUGAACGUACGAAGGAUACACCGUUGUCACUCGCCUGCAGUGGCGGUAGAUAUGAAGUGGUUGAGCUUUUGCUCAAUCGUGGUGCGAACAAAGAGCAUCGAAAUGUAUCCGAUUAUACUCCAUUGAGUCUCGCGGCAUCCGGCGGCUAUGUGAAUAUAAUAAAACUCCUACUUAACCAUGGUGCCGAAAUAAACUCGCGCACCGGUUCCAAGUUGGGCAUUUCUCCUUUGAUGCUUGCUGCCAUGAAUGGCCACACCGCGGCAGUCAAAUUACUUUUGGAUAUGGGUAGCGAUAUUAACGCUCAAAUCGAAACAAAUCGCAAUACAGCAUUAACACUCGCGUGUUUCCAAGGAAGACAUGAAGUUGUUAGUCUUUUGCUUGAUCGAAAAGCCAAUGUUGAACAUCGAGCGAAGACUGGUCUUACUCCUUUGAUGGAAGCGGCGAGUGGUGGAUACGUCGAGGUUGGACGAGUAUUGCUUACGAAAGGAGCAGAUGUUAAUGCGACACCCGUUCCAUCAUCUCGUGACACCGCUCUCACUAUCGCUGCUGAUAAAGGUCACUGCCGUUUCGUAGAACUUUUGCUGUCAAGGGGAACUCAAGUUGAAGUAAAGAACAAGAAGGGAAAUAGUCCAUUGUGGUUAGCCGCGAAUGGUGGACAUCUCAACGUUGUAGAUUUACUUUACCAUGCGGGUGCAGAUAUCGAUUCGCAGGAUAAUCGCAAGGUUUCCUGUUUAAUGGCUGCAUUCCGAAAGGGUCACAUCAAAGUGGUAAAGUGGAUGGUGAAUCACGUAACGCAAUUUCCGAGUGACCAAGAAAUGACAAGAUAUGUAGCGACCAUCAGCGACAAAGAACUCCUUGAGAAGUGUCAGGAAUGUGUAAAAGUAAUAAGAGCAGCUAAGGAGACACAAGCCGCUAAAGCAAAUAAAAAUGCUACAAUACUAUUAGAGGAACUGGAUAUGGAGAAAACGAGAGAAGAAUCGAAGAAAGCAGCAGCCGCACGAAGACGAGAGAGGAAGAAAAAGAAGAAACUCGAGAAGAAAGAAGAAAAACGUAAAUUGCACGAAGAAUAUAAGAAGAGCGAAACAGCUUACGAAGAUAAGGAAGAUAAUGGAAAGAAGUCUGGCGAUGAAGAAUGCGAUAGAGCGGAUGACAGCGAGCACGAAGGCGGCGACGGUUGCGAAAGAAUAGAGAGUGUACCGUCGCCUGUGAAUAGAAGUCCAGAGGAUCCCGAUAGGGAAGAGGGUGAUAGUGGAAUCGAUGCAAAUAGCCAAGGAAGUUGCAGUAGCAAUGACGUAAAGGCUCGAGACAAGAAAAAGGACAAGAAAAAGAAGAAGAGUAAUAAUCCCAAUAAUAAUGAAAAAGACACAUCCCCUCAGCGCUCACCCAAAACUCUUCUUACACAAAACACUGCGUUAUCUCAAAAUUCAACGACCUCAACGAAAUCCCAAAGUACUACUUCCGAUAAGAGAAUUAUGACUAACGUUACCAGUGGAAUGUCUAUAUCUACAACUUCAGCCACAACUACAAGAGCCUCCACCACGAUCAACUGUACUGAUCGGAAACUAAAGGGUCAGUUAGUGUUUGAAUCUUCCAGACAUCCAGCCGAUAGAGAGGAUUUUGAAGCAACUGGUAACGAAACUUACGUUCCUGGAAAGGGUAAAAAAUCUUAUAAUAAUCAAUAUGAUGGAGAUGCUUUAAACACAUCGACCAAAACAAAUAAUGCAACUAGCCCAAAACAAGGUGGAAAACGCGAGGAGGGUUGGAAAGAAGUUGUACGGAAAGGACAAUCUGAUGAUUCUGGAAGAUUUAUGAAUUCACCGUUCCGUUCCAAGAAAGUAUCCGUACCACCAAACGCUAUUAGUCGCGUGAUCGGCAGAGGUGGCAGCAAUAUCAAUGCAAUUAGAGGUGCAACCGGUGCGCAUAUUGAAGUCGAGAAGCAAAGUAAAUGUCAAGGAGAAAGAAUUAUCACGAUUAAAGGAUCAACUGAAGCGAUGAAACAAGCCUUUACUUUAAUAACGGCACUCAUUAAGGAUCCAGACGUUGAUAUAUUGCAAAUGCUUCCGAAAUCAAAAACCACCGUUGUAACAACCUCUUCGUGGGAUAAAGCUGUCUCUACCACUGCUGCAAGUAAAACGAAAGUCGGCUCAAUAAAUAAACCUCCUAGUUUGGCAUCCAGUACAACUAGCAGUCAAAUUAAAUCAGGAUAUUCCUCGGGCGUGCCUGUAAAUCCAUUGCUUCCUGUGCGAUCUUCAACCACUCUUAAGCUUGGCGGUCCAUUCUCGGCUGCAUUGCCACGUGCGACAGCUCCUAGACUUGUUGCCGCAGCGGAAAAACGUGCGCAAGCUGUAGCCGCGCAGUUGGCUUCCUCGACGAACACCAAAACAACAAUGUCUUACACGAGUGCCAUCAUGACAUCUGGCAGGGCAACGAAAAUCGUCACUACCACAACGCAGACAUUCGCGGCGAAACUCUCGGAGAUCACUGCCUCGACUCAUACCUCCACCACCGUCUUGCAAUCCCACACUGCAAUGAACAAGCAGAAGCCCGUGCAGCAGGCCAGUACCGUAACCGUCAUGUCGUCGGCUACGUCGGUCGCAGCGGCAACUUCUCAGACAUCCAGUCAGCAGUCUGUAGUCAGUACAUCGCCGAAACACUGCCGACCACUGCCCACUGCCUUGUCCGCCGCCCCGCCAACAAUGACGUCUCAUUAUCCGGGAGGAAAGUCUACCUACCCGCUUCCCGGGACGAGCGCGAUCUCGUCGGCCACGAACACCGCGGUGACGAAUUGUUCGGAGAGUUCCAAUGUUUCGACAUCUGCCAGUUCUAUACGAGUGACACCCUCGCCACCCGUUGUAUCGUCGCAGACACAAACAUUACCACCGCAGCAAUCCCAGGCACAAGCACGUAGCACCACGCCGAUUACGAAUACUAUCCAGGAACAGCAACAACAACAACAGCAGCAGCAACAACAGCAGCAGCAGCAGCAGCAACAUCCUAAUAACGUUCAUCUCGAAUAUUCUCUAUUUGACGAUAUGUUUAGCAAAGUCACGCAACAAUCAAUGUGGGGCAGAGACAACGAAUCUCAAAAGGGUAUGAAUUUCGCGACCGUUGCUGGUGGCGGAGUGUCUAUAAAUACGUCGGGUUCAUCCACGGCUAAGUUUGACAGCUCUCCACCGCAGGUGGAUGCGUCUAAAGCACCAGGGUAUCGCGGCGGAACAAUGUGUUCACCGGUUUCCAGCAAAUCAAGUGGCACAAGCAACACGUCGACUAACGUAAUUGGCAGCGGCGUAUCGUCCACCUCGGUGCACAAUCCCAUCCAACCCCCACAGUUUCAAUCCUCCACGAGCUAUACAGAGCAUCCUCUUCCGCCGAGCAAACCGCCCGGGAGUCUAGCGGUGGCUAGACCGGUGAUACCGCAGCCAAGCAUGGAGAUUGGCACGAGUAUGGCACAAUUCAAUCGACCGGUCUUUCAGGGUGAGCUGCCGUCGCGCAAUUCUACCACCCAUCAACCUCCUCAUGUGAUACCGUCGACGCAACCGGCGUUAGACGUUGGCUUGUUCAAAGCAAACAGCGGUGGCGCGUAUGAGCAUCCAAACGUAAACUCCAGUUUGCUGAAGAUGGUGCCGAACGACAAUCAAAGUGGCGGUCACCCUUUAUUACCGUUCCACCCUCAUAUGCAGAGUUACGCGCAGACCGCUAUCGCCCCGUCCGCGUCUGUGAACACCACCGUCAGUAUGUCGAGAUUGAAUCCGCGCGCGCCAGACUUUUCCAGCUCGCUGCAUCUCAACAGCAAGCAGCCGCAGGUGACCAUGUUCAACACCGGCUCGGCCACGCUCCAUCCGGGCAUAUUCCCCACCGUACCGGCACCGCCGCCGGCGGCAAUACAGUCCAGUAACAUCACGAUGCUCGGCAACUUCCCCCUGGGAAAGUAUCAGACACCUUCGCGGGCGACCCCGGCGAAUACUGGUAUCUCGGCAAAUCAACAGACUCGCUGGCCGUUCGCGCCGGGCCCGCACAGCAGUUAUCCGCCGCCACACCAGGAUCCCAUGAUGGGCCAAAUUGGUUUCUCCAAUCAUCUGGCUAACAUCAACGCGCAGCCCGGUAGCAUCGAUCUGAUCACAAGUCUGGAGAAUGGUGGAUCACCGGCUAUAUCCCCGUCGUCUCCAGCGCAAGUGGCCCAGGAGAUGAGUCAGCUGAAGAUCGAGGACCGAAAAGUGCCACGGCCGAUCGGUACCGAGAGGGCAUGGAAGAAUUACACCACUACGGGCAUGGGACCUGGCGGAGACGCCGACUCUAUCAACUGGAUACUGAAUAACGAGAAGAUGGUUGGUUCGUGGACUGGUAUGACACCUGGUAUCGACAGGCAUCAGAUGUUCCGAACGAAUGCUGCCUACAAUCGUAUAUCCAACGUUGAGCCGGAAUUGCACCAAAUAAUGGAGACUUCCUUCCAGGGCCAUGUGGAUACUCAGCAACCCUUCCCUAAUGGUAAUGCCGCAGCUCUAUCGCUCAUGCCAGGAUUAGCGUUACUCCCGGGACAGUUUGGGGCGCCUGGUUUGACGGAAAUACCCCCGAACGAACCGAAUAAGAUAGAUCCACCCGCAUGGGGAUUGCCAGACGCUGUGCAAGACAAACAACAUCCGACGGCGUGGAAUAAAUGGACUCACUAAAAGAUAAAGAUUCAUCUUGCCGACGUAGCUUUAAUGAGCCUUCACUUUGAUGCGAGAAAAACAUAAGCAUACUGCGAUUCGGAGUAGUACGAUAGACGGGAAUUGGAAUUAUAACGGAGCGUCGUUUAUAAGGAUACAAAACAAAUUACCACCUUAUGAACCUAUUAUUAUAUUCGUUCGAGCCUAGAUUCUCAAUAUUGCUUGUCACGCUAGACGAUAUAAGGCAAGAGAUCUUUAAUUAUCCUUAUUGUUAUUAGUAGUGUAUCAAGAUGGUGAUGAUAAUGAUUAUAAUGAUAAAGAUUAUGAUAAUUAUCGAGUGUGAGAUACAAAAAAGAGUACAGAGCCGACGUCGACUAACGAAGGAACAGCAGUCCGACACCGAGGAUCUUAUUUCGGGUCUCUGCUCCUUCUGGCCGCGCGGUCUUAUGCUGCGCAUCGUACUAAUUAAUAAUAAGUAAUACAACGCUAAUAACGAUAAUUGUGUUCUCUUCUAUUUUAUCGCUGGUAAUGAUGGUCUAAAUUCGCGAUGCCCCGAAAAAAAGAAAAAGAACGGAGGAAGAACCCCUCAAACCGCGACAUCAUCGGAUCCAAAUAAGCACGCGUACGCGACGUUCGUGCGUCGUCAUUUCAGCUUCUGCGAUGAUUAUUAAACGUUAAUGUUCAAGAUCACGCGAAGGGAGCAAUUCGAACAAAUGCAAUUCGAAUUGCAAAAGCACAUCACCUUGGUUAAUUAUGAGCAGUUUGCGUUUUUGAGACAACUAUAUGCUUCUAGUAUCAAUCGGGCGAUCGUUGAUGAGAAUAGUUCGUGUGUGUUAUUUAUCCGCACUGUAAAGAACGCUAUAAUAGGUUCAAGUACUGUAGUAAUACUAGUAGCACUAGUACGAUACAGUUGUGUAAAUAAUUGCUUCGCGAAUGAGAUUUCGAUUACUUCCACGCUGCAAAGCGAGACCGAAGAAGACACACGGAAUGAAGAAUAAAACAGAUAAAAGACGAAGAAGAGAUCAAGAGCGAUCCUGAGGGGACUACUGAGACUAUAUCGGACCUGGAUACACAUUACUCUCUUCCACUUCUCUGUGCACACACAUGCACACACAGACACACAUAUACACAUACCUGUGUUCGUUAUUGCUUGAGCCGUCACUGUUGUUAGUACUCUAACGAUUCCGAAGCGUUUGUUCGACGCCACCAAUCGCCCUUCGCGUCGCGUGUAACCUGGAUUAAAUGUAGCGCCCAUUUCGCAUAGACGAGCGAAACGCGUAGAUUCCUCGCAUCCUAUGCCGUGCGUUGGUGCUGCGUUAAAUAACGAAAACGAGAAUACACGAAACGAACGAGACGAACGACGACGUUAUUUUCACGAUCACGAGUUUUUUUGAUUUUUCAUCGAUCGUCAUCGCGCGCUGCGUAUUCCUUCUUUUGUUUUGACACACGGCGUCAGUGUAACAAUCGUGCAAUGCUGUCAAAAGGCAAAUUAACCCGACACAGAUUAUCGUACAAUACUCGUAGCGUGUUUUUAUGAGGCACAAUUUCACACAUAAACGUAUGCCCGUGCGCGCGCGCGCGAAAGAGAUUACACGUAUACACAUGACACACAACACGCGUAAAAUGACCAGUUUCUCGAAAUCGAAUUUACGUAAGCAUUACAGAAUUGUCGGCACGAAUCGAAUACACACUGUACUAAUAAUAUAUUAUAUUACGUAUACCGAAUCCUAUUCAGAUCAAUGAAUACUGUUCAUUGUUAAAGUGGUAGUGGGCCGCCAACGCAUAAAAAUAUAGCUGUGCGUCCCUAGCAACAGUGCUAUUAUAAUACUAUUAUUGCUGUGGUGGUAAUAAUGUUUAUUAUUAUAUUAUGGUUAUUAUUACACACAAGACAUAACUAUAGGACAGAAAGCAAGAAAAAAAAUAUGGUACAUAGAAAGAAAGAAAGAGAGAGAGAGAGAGAGAGACAGAGGAACGUCAUCCGUUAUCUCGGCUGAACUAGUAAUGAUAUAAUAAUAUUAAUAUUAAUAAUAGAUACACACACACUCGAGAUACAUACAUAUGUAUAUAUACACAUACAUGUGUAUGUGUAUAUAUAUAUGUAUGUAUGUAUGUAUGUAUGUACGAAAUGUUCAUUUCAAUUGAACAUUUGAAAAUCUUUCUUGGUGGGGAUUUCGGCAAGUGUUCAAUACAUAGUGACGAUAUAUACUGUAAUUGAAACGGUCCCCACACACACACGUAAGUUUCAAUGAUGAAGCUCAUGGAAGACGUACGAGGGCUUUUUGACCUAUAUUCCAGGGAGCGCUUCAAUUAUUCUCUAAGAUAUAUUGUUAUAAUUUAAAGCCUAUUUUCAAAUUUGAUUUAUGAUAACUGCGAUAUAUGAUAUAAAACUAUUAUAUGACCUAUAACACAAUAAAGCAAAUAAAUAAAUAUAACGACCGACGAA